Messenger RNA from Procambarus clarkii (red swamp crayfish), 465 nucleotides. Lineage: Eukaryota; Metazoa; Arthropoda; Malacostraca; Decapoda; Cambaridae. The record is from RefSeq and is a predicted model, not a curated record.
AUGGCGCCAGUGAAGGUCAAGCCUGGCCCCAGGCCGGGCUUGGAGCGUAGGAAAAACUCUUGGGACAAACUACAGAAGAUCCAUGACAGGACGUGUCCGGUGGUCCUGGUCCGUGGCAGGACGUGUCCGGUGGCCCUGGUCCGUGGCAGGACGUGUCCGGUGGUCCUGGUCCGUGGCAGGACGUGUCCGGUGGUCUUGGUCCGUGGCAGGACGUGUCCGGUGGCCCAGGUCCGUGACAGGACGUGUCCGGUGGCCCAGGUCCGUGACAGGACGUGUCCGGUGGCCCAGGUCCGUGGCAGGACGUGUCCGGUGGUCCUGGUCCGUGGCAGGACGUGUCCGGUGGUCUUGGUCCGUGGCAGGACGUGUCCGGUGGCCCAGGUCCGUGACAGGACGUGUCCGGUGGUCCAAAUCCGUGCCAGGACGUGUCCGGUGGUCCAAAUCCGUGCCAGGACGCUGCGCAACUGA